Molecule: messenger RNA, 1603 nt
Organism: Diversispora eburnea
Lineage: Eukaryota; Fungi; Glomeromycota; Glomeromycetes; Diversisporales; Diversisporaceae
Source: the annotation of a GenBank genome assembly
UUUAUCAGGUCGAUUUUACAUCACAUCAUCACCCAAAAAGAUAACCAGAUUUCCAGCUCCCAAAAUCAUUUUUGAUGAAACCCCACCACGAGAGUAUUGGGAAUCAAUUCGAAGUCAAUAUUGGAAUUCACUUUCACCACAAACCCGAGCAAUCUUUACGUGGCCACCAUCAGGAGAAAUUCCCAAGAGUGAUAAAGAUGCAUUUAAAUGUUUGAAAUUAGAUUCAAUGUUAAAUGAAUUAAAUAAUUAUUCCGGUGGAGACUUUGGGCUUAUCGGCCUCGCUGUUAUGGGUCAAAAUCUUAUUCUCAACAUUAACGAUCAUGGUUAUACUGUAGUUGCUUAUAAUAGAACUGUAUCUAAAGUAGAACAUUUCUUGGCUAAUGAAGCUAAAGGCACAAAUAUAAUCGGUGCUCAUUCAAUUGAAGAUUUAGUUCGUAACCUUAAACGACCAAGAAAAAUUAUGCUUUUGGUCAAAGCAGGUUCUGCCGUUGAUGAUUUUAUUGAACAAAUUAUUCCCCAUUUAGAUCAAAAUGAUAUUAUUAUUGAUGGUGGAAAUUCACAUUUUCCUGAUACUAUUAGAAGAUGUAAUUAUUUGGAAGGAAAAGGUUUUAUGUUCAUUGGAUGCGGUGUUUCUGGAGGAGAAGAUGGUGCUCGUUAUGGUCCUUCUCUUAUGCCUGGUGGUACCCCCGCUGCGUGGGAACACGUGCGUCCAAUUUUUCAAUCCAUUGCAGCCAAAGUUAAUGGAGAACCUUGUUGUGAUUGGGUCGGUGAAACCGGUUCAGGACAUUAUGUCAAAAUGGUUCAUAAUGGUAUUGAAUAUGGAGAUAUGCAACUCAUUUGUGAAGCCUAUCAUUUAUUAACUGAAGCACUUGACCUUACACACGAUGAAAUUGGUGAUGUUUUUGAGGAAUGGAAUAAGAAAGAACUUGAUUCAUUCUUGAUUGAAAUAACUAAAAAUAUUGUAAGAUAUAAGGAUGUGGAUGGUAACCCUUUGGUAUUAAAAAUUAAGGAUACCGCUGGUCAGAAAGGAACCGGAAAAUGGACAGCUAUAUCUUCACUUGAUCUUGGUAUGCCCGUUACACUUAUAGGUGAAGCAGUUUUUGCUCGUGCACUCUCGGCUUUGAAGAAUGAACGUGUUAAUGCUAGUAAAAUCUUAAAAGGUCCUAAUAGCUCUAAAUACACCGGUGACAAGAAAGUUUUUAUUGAACAAUUGGGGCAAGCAUUAUAUGCCGCAAAAUUGAUUUCAUAUGCUCAAGGUUUCAUGCUUAUGCGUGAAGCUGCUAAAGAUAAUAAAUGGAAUUUGAAUAAUGCCGGAAUUGCUUUAAUGUGGCGAGCUCAAGGUUCUUGGCGUCAAAUUGUUUCCAAUUCUGUAUUACUUGGAAUCCCCACUCCAGCAUUAUCAACUGCAUUAUCAUUUUAUGAUGGUUAUAGACAUGAAAAAUUACCUGCUAAUUUACUUCAAGCUAUGAGAGAUUAUUUCGGUGCUCACACUUUCCAAUAUCUUGAUGAAUGUACUGAUGAAACACAUCCAAAAGAUACUUUUGUUCAUACCAAUUGGACUGGUCAUGGUGGUGCCGUGUAUUCAACCUCAUAUCAAGCUUAA